Molecule: messenger RNA, 1036 nt
Organism: Calypte anna (Anna's hummingbird)
Lineage: Eukaryota; Metazoa; Chordata; Aves; Apodiformes; Trochilidae
Gene: TRAPPC4
Product: trafficking protein particle complex 4
Exons: 5
Coding region: 31-690 (219 amino acids)
Biological process (GO): endoplasmic reticulum to Golgi vesicle-mediated transport
Cellular component (GO): TRAPP complex
Source: RefSeq, a predicted model, not a curated record
GGGGCGACGCCACUUCCGGCGCGGGGCGCCAUGGCGAUCUUCAGCGUCUACGUGGUGAACAAGGCGGGCGGCCUGAUUUACCAACUCGACCACUACGCGCCUCGCGCCGACACCGAGAAGACUUUUAGCUUCCCGCUCGACCUCGUCCUGCGCCCGCACGACGAGCGCGUCGUCGUCGUCUUUGGGCAGCGCGACGGCAUCCGCGUGGGCCACGUCGUACUGGCCAUCAAUGGUGCGGAGGUGAACGGGCGCUUCACGGCGGACGGGAAAGACGUACUGGAGUUUUUGGGCAACCCUGCCAACUACCCAGUGUCCAUCCGCUUUGGCCGCCAUCGUCUCUCCUCCAACGAGAAGCUCAUGCUGGCCUCCAUGUUCCACUCGCUCUUCGCCAUCGGGUCGCAGCUGUCUCCUGAGGUCGGGAGCUCUGGGAUUGAGAUGCUGGAGACAGACACCUUCAAGCUACACUGCUUCCAGACGCUGACAGGGAUCAAAUUUGUGGUUCUUGCUGACCCCAGGCAGGCAGGGAUAGACUCCCUUCUCCGCAAGAUCUACGAGAUUUACUCUGACUUUGCUCUGAAGAAUCCCUUUUACUCCCUGGAGAUGCCAAUCAGAUGUGAGUUGUUUGACCAGAACCUGAAGCUGGCUCUGGAGGUUGCAGAGAAGGCUGGACCCUUCGGACCAGGAUCAUAAGGGAAGCUGCGCUUGCUGCACCAACUCCUUUCUCUGGAGAGCAGGGCCUGCCCCAGAGCUCGCCCCCCCCCCAGCAGAGACCGAGUAUUCCUAAAAGGCACUUUGUUAUCCCCCCCUAAGAUUCCCUCUUAUCCCUGCUGUUGUGAAAUUUACGUUAAGCAGGCUCAUUACUACUGUUUACACUAGGCCCCACAGAGGCUUGUUCUGUGCUGGUGGCUCCACUGCCCUCUGGGGAAGAGAGAGUGACGAGGGUUGGGCUAGUUGUUUCUUUCUCAACUGUACAUAUGUAUUUGUCCUGUAUAGCUGUAACAGAGGGUUUCUGUGCAGAAUAAACAUUCCUUCAGGA